Messenger RNA from Gilbertella persicaria, 503 nucleotides. RefSeq names its product ubiquitin-60S ribosomal protein L40. The record is from RefSeq and is a predicted model, not a curated record. Gene Ontology annotation, biological process: translation; protein ubiquitination; modification-dependent protein catabolic process. Gene Ontology annotation, cellular component: ribosome; nucleus; cytoplasm. Bases 22 to 408 code for a protein of 128 amino acids. Lineage: Eukaryota; Fungi; Mucoromycota; Mucoromycetes; Mucorales; Choanephoraceae. Gene Ontology annotation, molecular function: ubiquitin protein ligase binding; protein tag activity; structural constituent of ribosome. The transcript has 3 exons.
GCAACGAUAGAAUCGCUUACCAUGCAGAUUUUCGUAAAGACCCUUACUGGCAAGACCAUCACUUUGGAAGUCGAGAGCUCUGACACCAUUGACAAUGUCAAGCAAAAGAUUCAAGACAAGGAAGGUAUUCCCCCAGACCAACAACGUCUUAUCUUUGCUGGUAAGCAAUUGGAAGAUGGUCGUUCUUUGAGCGACUACAACAUCCAAAAGGAAUCCACUCUUCACUUGGUCCUCCGUCUCCGUGGUGGUAUCAUUGAACCCUCUCUCAAGGCUUUGGCUUCCAAGUACAACUGUGAAAAGAUGAUCUGCCGUAAGUGUUAUGCUCGUCUUCCUCCUCGUGCCACCAACUGCCGUAAGAGAAAGUGUGGUCACACCAACCAACUCCGUCCCAAGAAGAAGCUCAAAUAAACUACUCGCCUUGGAGAAAGAGAAAGAGUGUGUUAUUCUCUUUUUUAUUACAUUAUUUUAUCAUUCUUUUUUUUGCUAAAGUAAUAAAAGUAAAA